AUGAGUUGGUGUAGCCGAAUUAUAACUGGAAAUGAAGACGGGAAACUUCGUGUGUACACCGGCAAAGACGAUCCAAAUCCUGUAGAGCAUGUUGUUGGCGAAGCAGUGAAUUGUCUUUUGUGCAAAGGUGAAAAUAUGAUUGUGGGCACUGAAGGUUUUCAGGUUUACCUACAAAACAUUGAUGCUGGUCUGGUUGAAGGCGUCGUUACCCGAUUCACGGCAGGUGUAAAUUGUUUGGCCCUAAAUAAAGACAAAAGUCGCCUUUUGGCCGGUGGAAGUGAUUUUGUUGUCAAAUUGGUUGACCUAGCGAACGACGAUGCAUCGCUGCGAGAGAUCACGUUUAAGGGUCACUCUGGCCCCAUAUUAAGUGUCGAUUUUGAUCCCUUGGAAACAUUUGCUGCCACCUCUUCCUGUGACGGAACCGUUCGAAUCUGGCAAUUGAGCGAUACUUCAGAAGUCAAGCGUUUUUCCGUUCUCCCCAAGUUCAUUGAUCCCAUAUUCACAACAUCAAGAUGCAAGUUGAAAUGGGAACCCUCGACUGGUGAAUUCUUGGCUGUUCCUGUUGAAGUUGGCAUUCAUAUUUACGACCGACAUGCGAAUUGGAGCUUAGUUCGUGUUCUUCGACACCCCAAGGUAGUUAAGGCGUUUAUCGAAUGCGAAUUUUCUCCUGAUGACAAAAUGCUAGCUGCUAUGAGUAUCGAUGGAUGGCUCGUGGUUUGGAAUCCAAAACACGAAGCGUUGUUGUACUCGACACAUAGCUCUGCUUUUGAAAAUGUGUGCAGCAUGAUUUGGCCCCAAAAAAAUACAAUCUACUGCACUGACAAAUUUGGAGCUAUUGGUUUCGUAUCAAUUGAUAUACCUUCUGAAUCGUCCGUUGAACGCUCAGCGCCUGACGCCAAUGAAGGUCUCUCUCCCAAUGGCAUUAGAGCUCUUUUCGGCGAUGCAGACUCUAUGGAGUUUACCGAUUUGGUGGCCAUGGCGUCCGAUCAGGCGGAGGAAGCGGCUGCGGCGGAGGUAGAAGCUGAAGUAGAGAUGACCGAAAUGUAUGGGAAGAAGAAAAAAGAAUCGAAGUCACAUUCCCUUGCUGUUCACUCAGAAGAUGAGGAGGAUGAUGACUCAAACACAGUUGCUAUUUCAAAAAUCAAGGCAGCGUAUUUAAAGGAGCUGAAUGUAGAGGAUGAUGAUACGAAUGAAUCAUUGGCAGCUCCUUCAAAAGGACAUAAUUCCGAACUGCAGAUGGCGACGAAGGCGGUCACUUUAUCAUCAGCAACUUCAUUGGAGAUAAAGUCCUUCCAACCGGGAUCCAUGCCCUCAGGCUUUCGUGAGCGAUUCCUUGUAUGGAACCACAUUGGAGUGGUAACACUCUUCGAAGCUGAAGACUCGGACGAUUCCAAGUGUGCGUCAAUUGAAGUGGAUUUCCACGAUACCAGUCUGCACCAUGGACUUCAUCUGGAAAGCCAGGGCUUCACAAUGGCUGACCUUAACACUACUGCCCUUAUGCUUGCCUCGCCUGGUAGCUCUGACGUCUACUUGACGGACGCUUACGAUAGCGGAAAGGACGUGGACGACUCUUACCUAAGUACCAUCCUCCUCCGUCCACUAUCCAAUACGAAUAUUGGAAGAGAAUCCACCUCAAAUACCCUCUCGGACUGGACUGUAAACCUACCUCCAGGCGAGGCCUGCCGUGCAAUUUCCCUGAUCAUUGGAAACGGCGAAGGCUUAGCGGUGGUUGCUACAUCCUCUAUGCUUCUGCGAAUCUUCCUCCAACCUGCAGCUUCGGCUGCAGCAGCUGGAGGAUCGCUUCAACUACUCCAGGUCACGUCUCUUGGUCUACCACCAAUUAGUCUACCCGGUAGGGGUGUAGUAACCAUGGCCAGUCAUCCAUUUUUGCCCAUUCUUGCUGUUGUUGUGGGCUGGAGCAAUGAGGAUCUUCACUGGAGAGUGUUCAAUUUCUCCCUAUCGUCUGGAGCUCCACGAGGAUGGGCUUUUGGACGCCUUAGUUCUACCUUCUACCCUCUUCCACUUUCUCCUUCUGCUCACUUAACUUGGUUAGGCUUCUCCGAACUUGGAAAUCUAUUUACUCACGACUCGGCUGGGUGUUUGCGUCGAUUAACACAUCAGAGCACACCAGGAGCCCCGCAUUUCAUGGAUUUCCACUGGGUGCCAGUAUGUGACACUCGGCGUUGCGUGAAGCCACAGCAUCGGCUGAACGAUUGCUUCUUUGUUAUUGGUGUGGUUGAAGAUAUUCACCAACCCUUGGCCAACAAGAGAAGGGACUUAGAAAGGACUGAUGAUGCUGAUACUGCUACCGAAUCCGAUCGGACGCAGCGAAUCAGGCAGGAUGAGUUAGGCUUUGGACAGGUGCAAGCCAUAUACUGUAAAGCCUCGCGGUGGCCAAGACCAGUUCCACGGCCGAUUGUGACCAGUUUACCCUUUAGGCUUCCGCUGUGCAAUGUCUUUGAGGCAGAUCAGGGAAAAUUGGAGGAGAAUUUCCUUCGAACCCUAGUUCUGGAUCAAAAACCCUUUUGGGGCACCUGUGACGACUCAGAGACAUCGCUUGAUGCCGAUCGACUGAACAGUAGAAGAAAGACACUGCUUCGUCUUUUUGCCUUGGCGUCGAAGGUGGAUAAUGAUUGGGCGGCGGUGACGGUGGCUAGGUUAAUGCCAGACGUUGAAACUGUUCGCUUAGGAAUUCGGUACGCUUUGCGGCUUAACCGUUCGGCUUUGGCCAACCGGAUCGGGCGAAUCGCAUUGGAAAUGGAGGAGGAAGAGGUGAUUGAAGGUCAAGGUGGUUCGGAGGUGGAUUCCAAGGAGAACAGAGGAGGUGCAAAUCAGGAAGAAGAGGAAGAAGAGGAGGAGAAGGAGGUCAUCGAAGUUCUUGGGAGUGACGAUAGCGAGAAGCCAAAGUUGGCAGAAGAAGAGGAAGAACCCAGUGCGCUUACAUUAUCGGCUUUCGCUUCCACCCCAAUGGACACCUCGCAGGCAUCUACAGAGUCUCCUUCAACUCAAGGCAGUCGUUUCAACCCAUUCAGACGAAAGAGCGGUGAUGAAUCGGAGCAACAGUUUAAAGGACGAGGAAGUUACGUCCUGGACACAUUGAAACCGCCACCAGCAAGGCCCAUUAAAGCCUCGAGAUUGAAUGUACAGAGGGAGGGAAGGAGGGCGUUAGCCGAGAAGACGAUGAACAGACCUUUGGCCAAACUGAAACACACAGUCCCUGAUACGUCGAGCCGUGAAAAGGCUAAACGACCUCUAUCGGAUGCCCCCCACAGCGUGGCUAAGCGCUUCUCGGCCUUUGAAUAUCAGGAACCUAAAGAGUAA
This is a messenger RNA of Hydatigera taeniaeformis, 3321 nucleotides long. Lineage: Eukaryota; Metazoa; Platyhelminthes; Cestoda; Cyclophyllidea; Taeniidae. The record is from the annotation of a GenBank genome assembly.